Messenger RNA from Durio zibethinus, 2766 nucleotides. Its product is annotated as protein NDL1-like. Lineage: Eukaryota; Viridiplantae; Streptophyta; Magnoliopsida; Malvales; Malvaceae. The record is from RefSeq and is a predicted model, not a curated record.
AUAGUAUCUUAUGCUGCAUCAUGAUUAACAUACACAUGAUUAUUAUUGAUAAAGACGCCAUGAUUAAAUCAAUUUGAGUCAGAUGAACGGCAAAGCAACCCCCCAAAUUGUAACUUCGAAGGCCAUGUAUCCAUGUCAAAAAAUAGUAAGCAAUAGAAAAAUCAAGAAAUGGACCCACAAAAAGAGCAUCCAAUGAAGGACGUACACAUCACUACGGCGCCAAUCAGUAUGGCCAUCAAUCCCCAUGCUCCCUAAUUAUUAAAAAAAAAGUUCCCCGACAACCGAGCCCAUUUUGUUACAUCCGCUUCUUCCGCAGGUACUUAACGGUGUCGUUUUAAGAGCUUUCGCAUUUUAGGACAAAACUUGUCCGAGGGUUAAGAUUUGACCAGAGUCAGGGAUUAAAUGAAGCAAAUCCAUUGGUUUCCCAAAAAGCGUCGGGGGAGCUUCACCGCUGGUUAGAAAAACAAAAAACAGAGCGAGAGCGAGUGAGGGAGCGCUUUCGAAGAGAGAAACAAUCGCUUGAUUUAUAAGCCAUCAAAGCCCGAGGCUUAUAUUUCUCUAAUUAAGAAGAAGAAGGAAGAAACAAGAAAGAGAAAAGCUGUUAUUGUUCUGAAAAAAAAAAAAAAAGACUUUUCUUUCUUUGUUUGAAGAUAACAGAGAAAGAGCCACAGCCAUGGCUGAGUCAAACGAUUCCAUUCCUCUUGAUACAGAAAAGAUUUAUCUUGGUGGAAAGGAACAUCAUGUACGAACGUGCUGUGGUUCUGUGUCUGUUAUAGUUUAUGGGGACCAAGACAAGCCAGCACUAAUUACAUAUCCUGAUUUGGCUUUGAAUCAUGUGUCUUGUUUCCAAGGAUUGUUCUUUUGUCCAGAAGCGACCUCCUUACUGCUCCACAACUUCUGCAUUUACCAUAUUAGUCCUCCUGGGCAUGAGUUAGGAGCUGCUCCAAUUUGUGCAAGUGCUUCUGCACAUUGUGUUGAUGACUUAGCUGAUCAGAUCCUUGAGAUUCUCAACUUUUUUGGGCUUGGUGCAGUGAUGUGCAUGGGAGUGACGGCGGGUGCUUACAUUCUUACUCUAUUUGCUAUGAAAUACAGAGAACGUGUUCUUGGUUUGAUACUUAUAUCCCCCAUUUGCAGAGCACCCACUUGGACUGAAUGGUUUUAUAACAAGGUGAUGUCAAAUUUGUUAUAUUUUUAUGGAAUGUGUGGACUGCUUAAAGAGUUUUUGCUUCAACGUUACUUUAGCAAGGAAGUUCGUGGUAAUGCAGAAGUUCCUGAGUCGGAUAUAGUUCAAGCAUGCAGACAAUUGCUGGAUGAGAGGCAUGGAUCCAAUGUGAUGCAAUUUCUUCAAGCAAUUAAUAGGAGACCUGAUCUUACCAGUGGGCUGAAGAGGCUCAGAUGUCGAACCUUAAUAUUUGUUGGGGAUAACUCACCUUUUCAUUCUGAGGCCCUCCACAUGACAUCUAAGUUGGACAGAAGAUUUAGUGCCUUGGUUGAGGUCCAGGCUUGUGGAUCAAUGGUGACAGAAGAACAGCCACAUGCAAUGUUGAUACCUAUGGAAUACUUCUUCAUGGGAUAUGGGUUGUAUAGGCCAUGCCAGUUGAGUGACAGCCCGAGGAGCCCGUUAAGUCCAUCUUGCAUCUCACCGGAGCUUCUCUCUCCGGAAAGCAUGGGUUUGAAGCUAAAACCUAUAAAGACCCGUGUUUCUCUUGAAGUUUGAUAGGAGGGGUUGAGAAAGAUUGGAUUUAUUUUGUUAAUUUUUUUUAUAAAAUUUUUUGGUUCUUUUUGCCCUUCGGAAAAUGAAAAUAUAUAAGAAGGGUAGAAGCAGAUGGGUAGGAGGGGGGCUGUAGAUACAAAGGAAGAAAAUGAAGUAUAGGGAGGGUUUUAACAUGCCUUCAUUCUUUUGUAGUCAGUCAUAAAGGUGUCAUUUAACUGUGUAUGUAUAUUUUAAAAGGGAGUGGGAUUUAUCUAUGAUGAUGACGAAAAACCAAUAAUGGAGAUGAACUCCCCUUGAUUAUUGCCACUUGUUUCCUUUGUUUCAGGCUUUCUCUCUCCUGUCAAUUUUAUGGUCAUGAUUCUGUUAUGUAAAUGAAUAUCUAUAUCUAUAUGUAUAUAUAUAUUAUUUUGGGUUGGGGGAGAAGGGUUUGGUAGCGCUGUCAUAAGGGGAUUGAUGGGAUGAACCAAUUCCAUGAGUUGAAGGUGGCCAAUACCUUAUUAUGGAGUGUUGACUUCAAGCGAGUGACCUCAGCAUGGGAAUCUCCAGGUUCGUCAAAGUACAAAAUUGUGCUGAGGGGUUGGGUUUGAUUGAUGCAUGGAGGAGGAAGAUGGAAGCUAUAACUUCAACUUUUAAUCGGCUAUAUAGUCUCAUCUAUUUUCUCUGACUUGAACAAUUUUCAAUUAUUCAAACAACAAAAAUAGAUGCGGCGUGCAGGAGCCAACUUUGAAUGGUUUGAGUAUUCAAUUGUAUUACUACAAGUCCACAACAAAAACUUUUGUUUGGAUGCAGAGUUUGGGAUAAAAUUCAUAAAAUCAUAAUAUUUUUAACAAACGAGGAAAAACUGUAUUUUAUUUUUAUUACCUCAUAAAUCUUUUGAUUGUCAAUUUCAGCUGCUUUAUUGAUCGUAGAAAAAACAAAAUGGCAAUAAAAAAGAACAAAACCAGGAGAACGGGCCAACACGACACGAGACUCAAUUAUUCAUUCCACGCUCACCACUGCCCAUUGGCCACCAGAGCAAACUUUUUCUGACAAGUUGGAAUCAAUGAGAAACC